This is a messenger RNA of Phoenix dactylifera (date palm), 4995 nucleotides long. NCBI's taxonomy places the organism in Eukaryota, Viridiplantae, Streptophyta, Magnoliopsida, Arecales, Arecaceae. The record is from RefSeq and is a predicted model, not a curated record.
ACCAAAAAAAAAGUAGACUUUAAAGCCAAAAGCUGCUUUCUUUGUACGCUCUGUUGUUGCCGUCGAUCUUCCUUGUUUUCAUUUCUUCUUGUUCGUUCACCGGUCCACCCACCGCUAAAAAGGAAACCCAUUGAUUUCUUUUCCGUAGGUGUAAACUUAAUUCUUGAUUCUGCUGCGCUAUCCGGGAUCGAAGUGGGAAAAAAAACUGGUGGGAAGGGACAAGGGGUUGCCCCUAGAUUGCCUUUUGUGGGGCGCGGGUCUUAUCGCCAUAUAUGGUUAAAAAUAUUUGUCCAAGUUGGAGCUCCCGCGACUUUUCUACAAACCAGAGCUGGAGCAGGAGGCAAUCGUACUGGUAGGAUGUAAAAUUUUGAUUGUUUACGAGAUUAAAGUGGACAGGGCUUGCCCCGAAAUUGGGUUUUGUCGGUGAAACUCUGCUCAAAAUUAGAUUUUGGAUCUGAGUCUUUGGCUUGGGUGGCAAAUUCUCGAUGCUGGGGAUCAUUGGUAAAAAGGGCACAGAUGUCGGUAAAGAGAACUCCUUGUAUAUUAGAUUUGACUGAAUUUCGUAUAUUUGUGAGGCAUCUCUAAUCGUUUCUUUGGUGCUUUCAGCUAGAUGCUCUGUGGUGCAUGCUGGUAUGCCCUAAUUGUUAUUUUUACAGAUUUUCUGUGUAGGGAGCUGGGGUGGGUGCUUAAAGUUUCCAUGUGAUGUGGGGGGACAGUGAUAGCCUCAAGACAGCUAUUUUGUCGGCAAAUCUGGCAUUGGAAUCUGAAGAUUUUGGAUCUAGGUAAAUAGCUUUCGUGGCUAAUAUACUAGUAAAGGUGCUGGGAUAUACGUGCAGGAAUGCUAUAAAGGGACUUCUCUAGAUCAGAUCUGAUUGUUCUCUGCAGUCUGUGUAGAUGAUAUGCGUGGAUUGUUUCCUUUGGACUUAGAUAUCAUGAAUUGAGUGGACAAAGGAUAUGGGCAAGUAAAUCCUCUCGCUCUUUAUUUUCUUCUUUAAAUUUGCUAAUGGUGUCAAUGGAUUUGAUAAAUUCUUUUGGUUUUCUGUUCUUACAGAAGAAGUGGGUAGUUCCACAGGAGGUUUUGGUAGUCCCAAAAUGGAUUUUUUAUUUUUUUUUUUAGUUUUUCUUUUUAAUUUUUAUGGUUUCGGACAUACAGCAAUGAGUUCUGCUAGUUCUUCAUUACAUGAUGAUAGAGGCCAGGGAUAAUCCAGAGAAAAGCUUUGUCCAGAUAGAAGUUUUUUUAUUAUCAAAUUAUAUUGUUUGAAUUUCGGAUUUGAAUCAAUACUUGACUGGUUUUUCUGUUGCAUGAGAUGUGCGAGGAGAGGUGUUGGUCUAUGAAGAAACUUCUGUGAUUGAACUUGAUUUGAUAUAGGUUCACUGAUUUUGUUGGUUUUUCCAGUAACAUGUGACAUGAGUGCAAAGCUGUUGACCCUACAUAUUUUCACAUGUGUAGUUCUGAUUCUUAGUGAGUGGGUGACAUCUGCAUCCUGCUUCUGUGGGAUGCAAGAAAAGGUCUUUAGAAUGAUAAUUAAUGGUAUAAUUUGAUCAUUUUGGUUAGAGUUUCAGCGUAGCUUCAUGCACUUUGUUGAUGGUUUGAGACUAUCCAGUGACUGAGAAAACAAUAGUUUGUGGGAAAGUUCAUGAAGGCAAACACUGGGUCAAAGCGUAGAGGUUGAAGAUAGGCAACUUGCUUUUAUUGCUGCUGUUUGUUAACUGAUAUGAGGGAUAGCACAUCUCUAAUAGCAUGUUGUGUUUAAGAAUCUCUUCAUCCAUUGGAUGUGCUUCGGUGAGUUUUCCUUGGGUUUGUUGCUUUUGUGUGAUCAGGGAAACAAUAGUUAGAAAGAACCAUGCUUUUGGAAAAAAGAUAGAAGUAUGUCAUGUUAAUGCACCAGUUACAGUCUCGCUAAAGAACAUUGACAAUAGAAAUGAUGAGUGAGUUGUUACCAUUCUUCCAUUCAUAAAAUACAAAGCAUACAGAAAGUUUCUUUUGAGUCAUAUACGAUGAGCUUUGCUCAGUGGAUUUUGUGUAUGUUACAUUGUGUAUUUUUCUCAUAUCCAUGGGUACUCCAGUUGGGAGAUUAAUUAAGAUCUUUUUGUAUUAGAUAUGUUAAUACUGGAAAGGACAAUGGCUUAGAAACUUUGUAAAGCAGAAUGCUUUUACUUUCUUUACUACCACUCAGAUUUACAAUUCCUACGAAUUUGUGCAUAUUGUGGGACCCUCGUGAAAUAUUGAUAGGGUCUUUAGAUUUGGCCUUUGUUCUUUGAGCAGACAAGGUGAUGGAGCUUAGAUAGCUUUUGCUAACAGUUAUUUUUUUCAAGCAUUUGUCUAUGCAUUCUUUUUCUUGGACAUGAGCAUGCACAUACACUUUUUAUUUGAUAUUUCAGCCAUUCACAGAGAAACUAUCAGAAUAAACUUUGACUUUUACUUUAUUUUUUUAUUUUUUUAAUUUUUUGGGUAAAAGAUUGGUAAUGCCUUCGCCAUUUCAUUAAGAGAAUGAAGUGGAACAUCAAAAACAGUGAGAAGGAAACAGAAGGCAAAACAAAAGGCAUCCCCUGAAGGGAACCUACAGAGGAGGAACUUGAAUUAUUGGUUUAAUUCUUUCAUGUGAUUUUUCCUAUUUAAAUUUCAAAAGCUUCUAGCUUGUUGGACUGUAGUUUUUAUACUUUUGUCUGUCUAUUUACUCUAUUUGGUAAUUUAUAAAUGGCGCUUGGUUAGCUCUCAAGUGUUUUCUUUGCAGAAGUUGGGCCUUUGUAGUUUUAUUUACCACAAAAGAAUAAUCAGAAAACUUUUUGCUUUCGGAAGAUGCAAGCCUUCUACUGGUACCUUAACCUGCAUGUUAUUCUCCAUCUCAAUAUAAUCGGGAUCUUCUUAAUAAGUAAUUUUAUUUUGAAUACAGGGAGAAUAUCUAUAUAAUAUUUCUAAUGAUUUUGGUGAUUCAGUUGGAUUCAUCUCUAACAUAUCUUUUUAUAUGGUCCAAUAGUAGCAUAUGGUUGAUACAUAAUUGGCUGGAGGUAAAAAAUAUUUGAUAGCUGUAUGGAGGUUAAAAUGGAGAAGAAACAGAAAGUUCUAGAACUACGAGAAAGACUGGACAAGACUCUGGCUUUGCCUGAUCUUGCAAAUGAAGAGUCAAUCAAGUCACUCGUUACAAAACAACUUCUACGCUCCUCGUGGUCUGGCAUGAAAGGAGACAUAGAGCCUGUUGUAGAAAAACGGGCAAGAGAGGUUUCCAAUUUUCUUGAGAUGUUGAGAAGUGCUUCAGGUGGAAUGGAAUCUCUUAAGGCUCAUGGGACAUCACAGAGUGAUUGGAAGAUAAAACAAGAUACAGAUCGUUUUCGUGUGAUGUAUCGUGAAGGUCCCCAUGGCACCCCAUUUCAUACUCUUCUUACUGAAGGUUACGUUGAUGGACCUAUUGAUGUCUGUUUAUGUGUUUCAUGGGAGUCCACUCUCUAUAAAAAAUGGUGGCCACAGUACAACUUACCGACAUUCAAAAUUACCAUGUCCACCUGUUUGCAAAAAGUCAGAAUUGGUGAAGAAAUAUCUUUAGUAAGAGUGAAGGUUGCCUGGCCAGUUUCAGAUAGAGAGGCUCUUCUGCACUACUUUGAAAUUGAAUACUUGAAGGAAGAUCUUAUUCUUGUACUAAUCAACACGAUUUCAGAUUCGGAGCAUAUAGAUAUAAGCACUCAUGGGUUCAGUAGAGAUGGAAUUCCUGAAGCAAAAGAUACAGUACGGGUAGAUUUAGUUGGAGGCUUCGUUUUGCAAAAAGCUAGUGCCAACAGAAGCUAUUUCAGGGCUAUAGCAAAUAUGGACAUCAAGCUGGAUUUUGUGCCUCCAUCACUUAUCAACUUCAUAUCAAGGCAGCUACUGGGCAGUGGAUACAAGCUAUAUCAAAAGGCUGUUGGAACUGUGGCCACCAGUGAUGAUGAUUACCGCAGGGCUUUAGAAGGACCAAUGUAUAUUCAGGUUCGUGAGGGCCUGGAUUCACACAACAAAUUCAAGACAGAUUUAGUGGGAACAACAGGGGAGAAACUUACAGGCCCCAUCCCUGGGGAGCAUACAGUAAAAACCACUGUAGAAGCAACUGUAGAAGCAACACUAGUAACAGAUAGUUCAUUUGUCUCUGAGAUUGUAGAGGAGGAGCCAGAACGGCAUCAAUGUUUGGAAUUGGAUCAAGUCAAUAGUGCCCCUGCAACCAAUCCAAUCGCUGGUCAGGAGCAUGUUGUCAGAGAUGAAGCUUUUGUCAGUCCUGAGGUGGAACAUGCUCUAGGCAUAUUAGAUAGUGCAAUUACUAUUAUUCGAAACCGAGGUUCUAACAUCCUGACCAACUGUUCAUCAGCUGAUCAGCAGUUACUAGCUUCUGAAGCAGCUGCAGAGGCUGGUUCUGCCAGUGGUGGAGAUGCAAUUGAAAUCGGUAGCAACAUGGAAAAAACCUCGGCCAGUUCUGAAGCCAGGUCACUUGCGAAAGGUUCCAGAAACAGCACCGUGGAGUCUGCCCCACUAUCGAAGGAGAGAUUUGCGAUUUUGGGCAACACAGAGGCAAUUGAUUUUAGGAUUUCUUCCCAUAACAAGUUGAUAGAAUCCAAAGUCACCAUGGCACAGCCACCAGUGUUGGAGAGCAUGAGAAGGGUGUGCGACGAAGGCAGCAUCAAGACCGAUUGUUUUCACGAGAAUGGUCUUUAUGAAGGAACGUUGGGGCGAAACAGGGAAAAGAAAAAUUGGUUCUGUUGCUUCAGUUCAAGUUUCGUUAGAAGUUGAGAGAAGACAUGCAAUUAUUUCAGUAAACUGUGACAGAGAGCUGCUGCUCUUUAGAAUACAAAUGAGAUGUUAUGGGAUAGCUUAGAAUUUGUCGUGUUGUUUGAAAACUUACCCCCUUAAUUUCUCGAAAAGAAAAGAUUCUGCCAUAUACAAAUAAAGAUGUAAUGUCGUCAUGUUUGUGGGGAAGAUAUAUCAUUGCUGAUAGUUCAAACUCAAAAUGAUGAAUCAUUAAGUGUUUGAUUGCA